Molecule: messenger RNA, 3408 nt
Organism: Kluyveromyces marxianus DMKU3-1042
Lineage: Eukaryota; Fungi; Ascomycota; Saccharomycetes; Saccharomycetales; Saccharomycetaceae
Gene: JSN1
Product: Jsn1p
Exons: 1
Coding region: 1-3408 (1135 amino acids)
Molecular function (GO): RNA binding
Source: RefSeq, a predicted model, not a curated record
AUGGAUAAGAGAAAACUAUCAGGGGAUGCCAUCUCUGGGUUGUCGAACAUUCCGGAGGUGAUUGAUCCCGGAGUGACGAUUCCCAUAUAUGAGGACGACUUUACGUUGAGCAGUGCUAAUGGGAUAGAACAGUUGCCGACGCAGCCGCAAAAGUUGGGAUCGUACCGUUCGAAGGCGGGGAAGUUUUCGAACACACUAUCGAACCUUUUGCCCAGUAUCAGUGCGAAGUUGCACCAUAACAAGAAGGGUUCGAAAGGCCCGUCUGCGGUUGGCGAGGGCAACACCUCUGGCGAAUUGAGCAUGGAGGAUGGCGCUACUACCACUACCAAUGGGAGUGAGCAGACGUCCAAGUCUGGGUCUAUGUCUCAGAUGAAUGUCGGCAUGACUGGCCAUAUCACGCCUCCUCUGGAGAUGGAUUACGACCAGGCAAUCCAUCUGCCGGAUACUAGCGGGUUAGUGGUUCCUGUCCAGUCUCGGAUAUCUGGAGACUCGUUCACAUUCAGCGCAGUAACUGCUGCCAGCAAUAACAAUAAUAAUAAUACCAAUAAUAACAACAUAUCCCUCCAACCGACUGCUUCUAAUACCAUCUCCAGGACCAGGAACAACACGGUAUCGUCGCAAAUCACAAGUUUGUCCAACGUCAAUAGUCUAAUCCCCAAUGUUGGGAACGUGUGGCUACCCAACGAUAUCAACGUGGCACCCGUGCCAACAGUGGGUAUUUCUCCUCCGGGAAGUGCCACUACGAACAUGAACAGCAUGAACAACAUGAAUAAUAACGGGUUCCAACCGGGAGCGUACAGCCCCUAUGAAACAACCGGAAGCUACUUCGACCUGAACUUGAGCAAUAAUAACCUGAACAAUAACCUAGGAGUUCCAGUUACCACACCAGGAGGUCCAAAUGGCCCCCUCCAAUUCCAGCAGCAACAGCAGCAACAGCAACAACAGCAACAACAACAACAACAAAUGGCGCACAUGUGGAACACCAGGCCAAGAUCACAGUCAAAUGCCUCUAGCAUCUACACAGACGCGCCAAUGUAUGACCAACUGGAUACCAGAUCAAGAGCAUCCACCUUCAUCAUUCCUCCAUCCAUGGAUCCGCAAUUAAAAGCUGCAGCCGCAUCCACUAAUCCUAUUGUUCAGGACGAUAUGGAUCCCAGAUCCAUUAACUGGGUCACAACCGAUCCCUCGGUGCCAUCUAUCAACCACAUUUCUAACUUGUUGCCAACAAACACUAUAUCCAUCUCAAACGUUUUCUCCUUGCAACAGCAACAGCCUCAUCUCUCUAACACUAUCAAUUUGACAAGCACUAGCUUGGCAACGUUGUGUUUGAAAUUCGGAACCGUUAUCUCUGCACGCACACUAAAGGGGGUCAAUAUGGCACUAGUAGAAUUUGCUUCAGUAGACUCUGCUAUAAAGGCAAAGGAGGCUCUUAACGGUAAAGAAGUUUCACUGGUAGGAGCCCCUAGUACUGUUUCUUUUGCAAAAGUUUUGCCAAUGCACCAACAGCUGCCUCAAAAUCCACCUCCACAGCAUAGCAACAAUAACCAUCACACAGGGCAGAUUAACCCACAGUCGCUGCUUCAAGAACAGCUGUACUCGGGCGCUGUUCAAUUACAGCAGCAAGGAAAUGUUUCAAUUCCAACAUUUAACAGUCAUAACCAUACCCAACCUAAUUCACAAUCGUUUGUUUCUCCAACAAACCCAUCAUCAUCAUCAGGUAAUUCGGAAAAGGAGCACUGCCCUUUCCCACUACCUCCUCCAUCUUUCAAAGAAAAUAUAUCUUUAUUGAAUGAAAUUAUAGACAAAUUUGGCGUUACUUACAACAAACCUCAGUAUCAACAUAUUAUUGUCAAUGCUAUUGAAUAUAAUGGUACAAGUGACACUACUGAUUUUGGUCCAUUGCCAGAACCUUUGGCUUCAAGAGAAUUUGAUGCACCUAGAUUACGUGAGUUGAGGAAAAGCAUCGAUUCAGGUCAGAUGUCGGAUCUUGAGAUUGAACAGUUAGUUCUUGCUAUGCUAGAUGAAUUACCUGAAUUGAGUUCCGAUUACUUAGGUAAUACUAUUGUGCAAAAACUCUUUGAACAUGCGUCAUCUGUGAUAAAAGAUAUUAUGUUGAGGAAAACUAGUGUUUAUUUAACCUCAAUGGGUGUUCAUAAAAAUGGUACUUGGGCUUGUCAAAAGAUGAUUACCAAUGCAGAGACUCCAAGACAAAAAAUGUAUGUGGCAAACGGUGUUUACAAGUACUGUACUCCAUUAUUCAACGAUCAAUUUGGUAACUAUGUUAUUCAAUGUGUCUUGAAAUUUGGUUUCCCAUGGAAUAACUUCAUUUUCGAGAACAUCGUGUCGAAUUUUUGGAAUAUUGUUCAGAAUAGAUAUGGUGCCCGUGCUGUUAGGGCAUGUUUAGAAGCUCAUGAUAUUAUUACUCAAGAACAACUGCUUUUGUUGAGUUCGAUGAUCGUUUUCUUCGUAAAGUAUCUUGCCACCAACAGCAACGGUGCAUUGUUAGUAACAUGGUUUUUGGAUACGUGCACUCUACCAAAGAGACACUCUAUUCUUGCAGAAGCCUUACUUCCAAACAUCUUCGAGUUGGGUUGCCACAAACUUGCAUCAUUGACUAUUUUGAAAAUAUUGAAUUACCGUGGUGACGAGAAUGCGAAAAGAAUGAUCCUAGAUACUAUAUUUGGGCCCAUGGACAACGAGAACUCGUCCAAGCCUCCUCAAUUGCUGUACCAAUUAUUAAAUGAUACCAACUACGGGCCUUCGUUCGUCUAUAAGGUUCUUUCGAUUCCAAUGUUGGAAGGAGAUAUCAGACACCAUGUGAUUGAGCAAGUUCGUUACAUUCUAACCACGGAAUCCAAUAUCACUCAGCACAGAAGGCUACUGGAGGAAGUUGGACUAAACGCGCCUAAUAACAGUAAUAGUAAUAAUCAACAGAGUGGAGGGGCUGGCAAGCCUAGAAUGAGUAUCUCUCAUGUUUUUGGUAAUGAAAAUCCACAGCAUAUGAGAACAGUCUCCGUCAACAGCGUCAGAUCCGCCUCUUCCAGACGGAGAGCCUCUUCCACUGCACAGGCACAAGCUCCAACACAGACUCAGCAACAGCAGCCUCAACAACCACAAAACCAGCCCCAACCGGCCCAGUCUGCUGCCAUUCCACCAUCCUCUCAGACUAUUCCCGGACAGCCAAGCUACUACACAUACCCUGGAAUGUUCCCAGGGACCCAACCAUACCAAUACUCAACAUCCACCAGCGGUCUGAAUGACGAUCUCGUCUCGAAUUUCGACUUGCUAAACUUGAACAACGGCACCCAGAUCUCUUUGCCACAGUUAACGAUGAACGGUCAACCUAUGCCUCAAAAUCAGAACAGACACCCCAAUGGACAAUAUGGAAACGGAAUGUUCGGCCACUAA